GUAGCAACCGGUACACAAGAGAAGAAGCGCAUAAUCAACGAGAUUACCCAGCAGUUCCUUCGCACCUUCCGUUUAUCGAAUGGGAAAAACAAAGAAAAUGGCAUCGAUGCACGUACAUGUGCUGCUGAUUUAUCGCGCACAAAUUGUCUAAUUGCUUCACGUUUGGUAUCAUCUUCACACGAGUAUAUGGAAGAGAUGGUUAGGGAGUACAUGAGAAGUGCUAGGGAAAGAUUCUUGAGUGCGAAACAGGUAACCCCAAACUGGCCGAAAACGUAUAAGCCGAUCAUUCAGCGCCUCAUCACUUAUGAUUACUUGUAUCAAUCAAUAUUGUGGAAAGCCGGCACUACAAAGUAA
Molecule: messenger RNA, 354 nt
Organism: Cylicostephanus goldi
Lineage: Eukaryota; Metazoa; Nematoda; Chromadorea; Rhabditida; Strongylidae
Source: the annotation of a GenBank genome assembly